Messenger RNA from Pyrus x bretschneideri (Chinese white pear), 1907 nucleotides. Its product is annotated as deoxyribodipyrimidine photo-lyase. The record is from RefSeq and is a predicted model, not a curated record. Gene Ontology annotation, molecular function: deoxyribodipyrimidine photo-lyase activity. Gene Ontology annotation, biological process: photoreactive repair. Lineage: Eukaryota; Viridiplantae; Streptophyta; Magnoliopsida; Rosales; Rosaceae.
CCUCUCUCUCAUGUGACCUUCACAUUCUCCUCCUUCGCCUUCUUAACCUGAGCCGAUCCGUAUACAUCCCGCGCACGUUAGCAAGCAACCUCUUCUUCCCUUCCUCUUCACCGUCCACUCAUCCAUGGCCGCCAACUCCGCCACCGCCACAGUUCAACCGUGUCGGAUUCGGAUUCUGAAGGAAGGCUCCAAGCUGGCCGAUCAAAUUUCCGGUCCCGUGGUUUACUGGAUGUUCAGAGACCAAAGGGUUAGAGACAAUUGGGCGUUGAUCCACGCCAUUGAGCAUGCCCGCAAGGCCAGUGUCCCCGUGGCCGUCGCGUUCAAUCUGUUCGAUCAGUUUCUUGGCGCCAAAGCCCGCCAAUUAGGGUUUAUGCUGAGGGGCUUGCAGCAAUUGCAGAGUGAUCUUGAAGAAACGCAUCAAAUUCCAUUUUUCCUCUUCCGGGGAAAAGCUGAGGAGACAAUUCCCAAUUUUGUGGGUGAAUGUGGGGCUUCACUUUUAGUAACAGACUUUUCGCCGUUGCGGGAAGUCCAGAAAUGUAAACAGGAAAUUUGCAAGGCAGUUAGUGAUUUUGUGACGAUACAUGAAGUUGAUGCCCACAAUGUUGUGCCAAUUUGGGCAGCAUCAGUAAAGUUGGAGUAUAGUGCUAGGACUAUAAGGAGUAAGAUAAAUGUAAAGCUUCCUGAGUACCUUGUUGAAUUUCCUAAGCUGCAGCCACCGCUUACAAAAUGGGUGGGUGUAAAUCGGUUGAUUGACUGGGAUGGCCUUAUUGACGAAGUUUUGAGGAAAGGAGCAGAAGUUCCUGAAAUUGAUUGGUGUGAAUCGGGAGAAAAGGCGGCAAUGGAAGUUUUGAUGGGCAGCAAAAAUGGUUUCUUGACAAAAAGGUUGAAGGGUUAUUCGUCGGAUCGAAAUAACCCUUUGAAACCAGGAGGACUUUCUGGUCUUUCUCCUUAUUUGCAUUUUGGGCAAUUAUCUGCACAGAGGUGUGCCUUAGAGGCACGCAGCAGACGGAAACUCUGCCCUGAGGCAGUCGAUGCAUUUUUAGAGGAGUUGAUUGUGCGCAGAGAACUUGCCGAUAACUUCUGCUUCUACCAGCCUCAUUAUGAUUCAUUACAAGGGGCAUGGGAAUGGGCUCGCAAGACGUUGGCAGACCAUGCUUCUGAUAAGAGAGAGCAUAUUUACACGAAGGAACAAUUGGAGAAUGCACAAACAGCUGAUCCUCUUUGGAAUGCCUCCCAAUUGGAGAUGGUUUAUUAUGGGAAGAUGCAUGGGUUUAUGCGGAUGUAUUGGGCAAAAAAGAUCCUUGAGUGGACAAGAGGACCUGAAGAAGCCCUUGAAAUAUCCAUAUACCUAAAUAACAAGUAUGAAAUAGAUGGAAGGGAUCCAAAUGGAUACGUCGGUUGCAUGUGGUCAAUCUGUGGUGUUCACGACCAGGGUUGGAAGGAACGACCAAUUUUUGGGAAAAUACGGUACAUGAACUAUGCAGGCUGCAAAAGGAAAUUCGAUGUCGAUGGGUACAUUUCCUAUGUCAAGAGGAUGCUUGUUGAAACCAAGAAGAGAAAAGCAGACUGCCUACUCAGUAGAAGGCCAAAGAACAUUGCACUUAGUGCUUCGAUCUCUUGAAGUGAACGUGUAGAAAUAAUAGUUUCGAAAGACAGUUGAGUUGCAGACCCUUCCGUAGACCCGCAACCUUGUUGGUGCAGGUUUUGUGUCGCUUGGAAUGCACGACUGGACUCCUUUUCCUUUCCUCUUUUUGGUAAAUGUAUUUAUUCAAUCUAAAACAAAAUGUUUUAUUUGUAUUUUGUAGUGAGUUUUCCUAUGAAAAACAUGACAUAGAUAACAUCCCAAUGCCUUAACCUUGAUAUAGACAAAUUCUUAAAACGUUUAAUUGGAUAGUGCUAUUCAUACA